AUGGCGCACUCUCCGCGGUCUCGGAGCCGAGCGAGGAAGGGCCCGAGCCUCAAGGGUCUCUUCCUGUCAGCUGCAUUACUACCAAAUGUCGUGUUGGCGCACUUUAACGACCCUGCCGUCCAAGUCCCCAUUAUCCCGCCACCGGUGCCUGUGGAUGAGCCAAAUCCGCCAUCCGAAACACAUGAAUUUUCACUUCGUCACAUAUUCCACCGAGGGACAUAUGAUCACCCUGACCUCCUCGCGAAACUCGACGUCUACCCAGACACCCGUCUAUGGACAUUGUCAGAGGAUGGCACAGAGCAGGAGCCUUUUGCGAUAUCUUCACCCCUGAUCGCUUCCUCAAACCCCAUCACAAUACAACGCCUGGCGGAUCGACGCUUGUCGGUGAUUGAAGGGCACUUGGCUGCCGCAAAGUCCUCGGGCGCAGCGCCAACCUUGCCGCCGUCGGAAUGGGUGAUGGACACGCUUCCAGGCCCAAAUGUCACAGACAAGAAGACUGUGUUGACUUUUGCGCGGAUGACGGCAAACGAUUAUAUCGAAGAACCCGGUACAGAAGACUGGGAGACCAUUCACGGCAGAUUCAACUACUCCAAUAGCUUUGGAUGGAAGAGGGAUGGACUGCGAGGGCAUAUCUAUGCCGAUAAGACGAAUAGCACGAUUGUGAUCUCUUUGAAAGGAACCUCUCCGGCUCUCUUUGAUGGGGCCGGCACCACCACCAACGACAAAGUCAAUGACAACCUAUUCUUCGGUUGCUGCUGUGGCCAAGGUGGUUCGUAUCUAUGGAGGCAGGUUUGCGACUGCCAGAGCGCCACCUAUACCGCCAACUUAACUUGCAUCGUCGAGGCGAUGAAUGAUGAGAACAGAUACUACAAGGCUGCUAUUGAUCUGUACUCUAAUGUCACCGAGAUUUACCCGAACGCCAACGUCUGGUUGACCGGCCAUUCUCUGGGCGGCGCCAUGACCAGUCUGCUCGGCCUGACUUUCGGCCUCCCGGCAGUCACCUUUGAAGCAGUUCCAGAAGCGUUGCCUGCAGCUCGGCUCGGCCUUCCAAGCCCCCCAGGCCAUGACCCACGCCUUCCACAGUCGCGGGACUUCACGGGAGCGUACCACUUUGGCCAUACAGCGGACCCCGUUUAUAUGGGAACCUGCAAUGGCAUCAACUCUAUUUGCACAUGGGGUGGCUACGCGAUGGAGUCAGCCUGUCACACCGGUCAGAUGUGUACGUAUGACACCGUGGGUGACAAGGGCUGGCGUGUUGGCCUUGGAACACAUAAGAUCAGGAAUGUUAUAUCAGAUGUCAUCGAGGUUUAUGAUGAUGUGCCAGCAUGUGCACCGGAGGAAGAAUGUUAUGACUGCGUGCUGUGGAAAUUUUUCAAAAGUAACGGUUCCGAAGUUACCACAACGACCACCACAACGACCACUUCUCCAACUCUCACCAGGACUGCUACCUGUAAAACCCCGGGUUGGUGGGGUUGCCUUGACGAAUCGACUACUACCACCGCUACGAAAACCACGACAACCACAACCAUAACCACAGCCACAACCACAACCACAACCACCACUUCAACAUGCAAGACCCCUGGCUGGUUUGGCUGUAAUGAUCCGACGACCACAACUAUUCUUGUCACGUCUACUUCGUCGACUUCUUCAUGCCAGACCCCUGGUUGGUUCGGUUGUCAUGACUCUACUACUACCACCACCAACAUGCCAACUCCAGCACCCACAAUAACAACACCACCCUUAACGAAAUCGACAACCUGCCAUGAUCCAGGGUGGCUCGGCUGCCGGGACCCAACAUCGAAGCCAACAUCCGCUCAUGGCUCAACACCAGCGAGCUCAACCUGUAAGAUGCCUGGGAUAUUCUGGGGUUGCUGGGAUGAACCAACACCCACUCCCUCUAUCACCUCAGCACCAACCUCAACGCCUACCGCCCCACCCUCUCCUAGCUCUCGGAAAUGCACCUACAAGCUCUUUUUUGGCCUCAUCUGCCUCGACCGAUAA
Molecule: messenger RNA, 2001 nt
Organism: Penicillium canariense
Lineage: Eukaryota; Fungi; Ascomycota; Eurotiomycetes; Eurotiales; Aspergillaceae
Gene: atg15
Product: triglyceride lipase ATG15
Exons: 2
Coding region: 1-2001 (666 amino acids)
Biological process (GO): piecemeal microautophagy of the nucleus; macroautophagy; neutral lipid catabolic process
Molecular function (GO): glycerophospholipase activity
Source: RefSeq, a predicted model, not a curated record